AUGAGAUAUGCAUAUCAGGUACUUCCUCCCAUCCUUGCUGGGCUUGCGCUAGACCGAGCGGCGAAUGGCGGCAAGGGCACGAGUGCGGAUGCGAUUGAGUGGUACCACCAAUUGGCAGGAAAGAGAAAAUAUGAUGAAGUGAUCGCCCAGGUGGGAUUGGCGCAUGCUGCGAUCCACACCACCGAAGACUUGCCAUUCAAGACGCUUACCCAACUUGCCGAACACCCAGAAGUUAUACCACAAGUACAGAAAGAGAUUGUGCAUGCGAUUUCAACGUAUGAAGACGCCAAACCGCCCAACGGGGCUACCAUCCCCAAGGGGUCCCAGACCUUGGUCAUCACGGACAUCAGGCGCAGCAAGAAGACCUACGAGAACUCAAAAUAA
Molecule: messenger RNA, 384 nt
Organism: Aspergillus glaucus CBS 516.65
Lineage: Eukaryota; Fungi; Ascomycota; Eurotiomycetes; Eurotiales; Aspergillaceae
Exons: 2
Coding region: 1-384 (127 amino acids)
Molecular function (GO): heme binding; iron ion binding; oxidoreductase activity, acting on paired donors, with incorporation or reduction of molecular oxygen
Source: RefSeq, a predicted model, not a curated record